GGCUAAUCACCCUGGUGUCAUUGUUUGACUGCAAAUUGUUUGUGGAAGAGAAACUCCACCAAGAUCGAGAAAACGUGGACUGGUUCUGCUGCUAUUGCUUCCCUUGUUGCUGCUUUGCGCACUUUGGCUUUACCUGCACUCACUAGAAGACCUUUCGGUGAAAAGUGAAGAAGCCUUAAACCUCCUCCAAUCCUUGCCCGAAAGAAGUUACAAUUAUUUGCAAAAUGCUGCAGAUACAACUCUGGAAGUCCUGAGUUCCCCAGGAGCGUCAUUUUUAAAUUUGUGUUCAUAUUUUUCAAAUUGUGCCUUGGAUUUAGUUUCCCGGUCGUUACAAUUUGCAAGUGCCAUUUAUAGUAGUUUAACAGAGAGUAUUUUUUAUAUAAUUUCUAGUUGCUAUGAUUAUUUAUUGUAUUUUAUAAGCGUAGUUGCUGGUAUUUGGAGUCGAAACGAUCAAGUCAAAUCUAGUCAUUUUGAAAAUUUGGGGUCAGGAAUUUCAGAUCGCGAUUUGUACCACAGGAUAGAUAUGUACGUCGAUAGAUAUUUAAAAGAUAACAGUGCAGCUUAUGUUAAAGAUUCCUUAGUCUCUCAGCCAAAUUUAAAAAUAAUAUCCGAUACCAUCAAGAACGAAUUUCAAUUACACCAAAAUUCUGUUUACGACUCGAACUUUAUUACAAAAGUUGCCGGUUUGGUGCGUGAAAAAUUAAAUGAAUAUCCACAAAAAUUAGUUUUAACUCCUGCACAUUUCAAGGAAAUCAAAAACGCUUUACAAUCAGGCACUAUGAAACUAGAUUCAAAAAAUUUUGAUGUAUCUAUUCUCAUUCAAGAUCUCAUUCAGCACCCCUUGUUGCAAAAUCUUGUUACACAAAGUGGCCUAAAUGUAGACAAAGAUUAUUUAGUAAACCAGCAAAAGGUUUUGUUCGAUUUAGAAAAGCAAAUACGUGCUAAUAAUUUAGAAAUAGAACGCCUUAAAAAUAUGAACCAGGAAACUGAUAUUGUUAAAUUACAAAAUACUGUUAACAUAUUAAAAGAACAGCAGAUAAAUUUGAAGGAUGACUUGGCUAAAGUUCGUGUCGAGUUUAAAGAGAAACUGAGUAGUUUGAAUAUCGAGUUUAAAAAAUUACUUUCUGAUAUUCUGGGGUAUGAUGUUAACAAUAAUUCAGUGAGUUUCAAGGCUUGGAUUAAUGAAGCGUUUUUGGCCAAGGAUGUUUUGGAGAAUAAGUUGAACGAACUCAGGAAUAAUGUGAAAGUUGAUUCGCAGAGUACGAUGGAUGCCAGUGCUGCUGUACUUAUGAAACAUAUUGGAGACAGUAUUAAAUUGGCUAUUUUGAGGUAUGAUGAGAAACAGCAGAAAAUGCAUGCAGAUCUAAAGAACGAUGUCACAAAUAACAUAAAUUCCAUCAGAGGCUCCGUUUCACAGUCAAGUAUAGAUCUAAGUGGUUUUGAUGUCCAGGAAAUUGUUCGAAAAGCUCUGGCCAAAUAUGAUGCUGACAAAACCGGCCUGGUUGAUUAUGCUUUAGAAAGUGGAGGCGGACAGGUUUUAACAACACGUUGUACAGAAACCUAUAGUUCAAGGACAGCCCAGUAUACCUGGUUCAACAUACCAUUGUGGUAUUCAAGUAACUCACCGAGGACAGCUAUAACGCCAGGGACUCAUCCUGGACAAUGCUGGGCGUUCCAGUCCUUUCCUGGAUAUUUAGUUCUGCAAUUGAGUUUGCCAAUACAAGUAACUGGUUUUACAAUGGAGCAUGUUCCUAAAGAAUUGGUUGCUAAUGGAAAUAUUGAUUCUGCACCGAGGAACUUUUCAGUUUGGGGUUUGAAAGAAGAACAAGAUCAAAAUCCCUCUCUCUUCGGCUACUUCGAGUACGAGUACGACGGGCCGAGUUUACAAUAUUUCCAAGUCAAAUCGGAUGAAACAAAUCAGCAGUAUUUUAAUAUUGUUGAACUCAGAGUUGAAUCUAAUCAUGGCAAUCCAGUAUUUUCAUGUUUGUACAGAUUUAGGGUACACGGGACACCCAUAACGAAGGAUGAAAUGGAAAAGUUUAGGAGUCGAUGAUUAGAUUUCAAACGGUCAUGUAAAUAUUAAGUAUAGGUAGUUUUAAGGAAUUAUAUU
Molecule: messenger RNA, 2110 nt
Organism: Ctenocephalides felis (cat flea)
Lineage: Eukaryota; Metazoa; Arthropoda; Insecta; Siphonaptera; Pulicidae
Product: SUN domain-containing protein 2-like
Exons: 6
Coding region: 524-2053 (509 amino acids)
Biological process (GO): nuclear envelope organization
Cellular component (GO): nuclear envelope; meiotic nuclear membrane microtubule tethering complex
Molecular function (GO): protein-membrane adaptor activity
Source: RefSeq, a predicted model, not a curated record